UUUGUCGCGAUUUACGUUAUGUAGCCCCGGAAACUUCUGAUCUCGCAUUGCACAUUUUGACAUGAGGGUUACGGGCUCAACAUGUGUUUUUCUUCCAGAGAGGACAAUGAUACGAACAUGAUCAACGCCGAUGGCUUCUCCAAAUGCGAGGCGACUCUGCGAGCCAGAGGCAGGAGGAGGCCCCCCGCAGAGAUGCUCCAUCUGCUGUCAGCUGUUAUCGUGUGGCUGGUGACGGGGACCACCAUCUCCAGCCUCAACAAAUGGAUAUUCGCGGUUUACAACUUCAGGUACCCUCUGCUGCUGUCGGCGCUGCACAUGCUGACGGCCAUAGUGGUGGACUAUGGGCUGAUCAAACUGCGGGUGGUGCGCCACAGAGGGGCCGGGGAGCAGGACCUGACCCCCAGUGCAAAAUGUAAGGUGUUCCUGUUGAGUCUGACAUUUUGUGCCAGCAUCGCCUUCGGGAACAUGGGUCUGAACUAUGUCCAGCUGUCGUUUGCACAAAUGAUCUACACCACCACGCCGCUCUUCACUCUGGCCAUCUCCACGCUGAUCCUGGGCAAGCAGCACCACAUCCUCAAGUACACAGCCAUGAUGCCCAUCUGCCUGGGAGCCUCCUUCAGCAUCAUGGGAGAGGUCCAGUACGACCAGACCGGCUGCUUCUUCGUGUUCGCCGCAACCAUGUUGAGGGGGGUCAAGUCCAUUCAGCAGAGCAUCUUACUUCAGGAGGAGAAGAUCAACUCCGUGUUCCUGCUCUACCUGAUGUCCAUUCCUAGCUUCUGCAUCUUGGCCGUGGCUGCUCUGGCCUUAGAAAACUGGGCCGUGCUGGAGUCGCCGCUGCAUUACGACCGCCACCUGUGGGUCUUUAUCUUGCUCAGCUGCCUGGGCUCAGUCAUGUACAACCUGGCCAGCUGCUGCGUCAUCACGCUCACCUCCGCCGUCACUCUGCAUAUCCUCGGCAACCUAAGCGUGGUGGGGAACCUGCUGUUGUCUCAGCUGCUUUUCGGCAGCGAGUUGUCCGCCCUCAGCUGCGCCGGCGCGGCACUGACGUUGUCCGGCAUGCUCAUUUAUCAGAACUCGGAGUUUAUCGUCAGCUACAUGGACGCGCGCAAGGCCAAAGCCAAAAAGUCCGGACAGGUGGGUUUCCACAGCGCAGGUGGAGAGGACGUGGACGAAGCCAGCGCGUCUGAACCAACAUAUCAUCAGAGACCGGAGGGGAAGCAGGAGGACAAGAUGGACUGAACUGAAAGGAUGAAGGAGAGAAUAAAACGUUGAAGCAUAAAGUGAUUUAAGUUUGAAUUCUCUUUCCCCCCCUUGUGUCUUUAAAGGGUCUAGAGUUGCAGAGGGAGUGCGACCUUAUAAGGCCGCUGUCACUUAAUGAUGUGACAGAUUUAUUAACUUCCUCACCGUGCCAAUUUAAUUUCUCCUCUGGUCACACAGAAGCGGAGUCUGCCGAGAGGAAAAAGGAAAAAGGUUGCCUUUAUUUAUCGCGAUGGUGGUUUGAAUUCUCUCCUUCAUCUUGAAUCACUCAUACAUAGCCUAUAGCAGUAUAUGCAUGCAUGAGCACACUAAACUGUUUGAUACCUCAUCAGGUAUUCACACCGUCACUCACUCUACUCCACUGUGAAAACGUUCUCAUUUACAGAGGGCUCUAAUAAAUGUUUUGGGUGACUGUUGUGAAUAUUGUAGAGCUAUUGAAGGGGGGCGGGGCACAGAGAGCAAACCUGAACGGGCACAAUUUAUAUUUAAAGAUAUAUAUUGAUAGUACUGUUACCUGAGACUCACCUGGCCCUGUCAUGGUAAGGGACUGGGUUUUUGGCAGCUUUUUUUUUUUGUUUGUUUGUUUGUUUGAUGUGAAUUGGGAAGCUUGUUAAUUAAGGACACUAAAACUGUUGUUUAGAGGCAGAAGUUACAGUGAUGGAGAACGUUUCUGUGCGGUUUCUGAGACGCCUCUUUUCCUCUGCUGAAGCACAUUUUUAACAAAAGGCCUGAGCUUUGUGUUUUGUCCAUCCCCAGUGAACCUCGGCGUGGCUUCCCACCUAAGUCCCAGAUUUUGUUCUCGCACCAGCUUGAAAAGACGGUCUCUGUAGAAUUAGUCCAAUUAUUUCCAUCUUCUACAACGGGGCACUCACUGCGGCGUUCCCAGAUAAUUAGGUUCACAAGUUCUCUAAGGAGUGUCACUCAACUUUAGCUGUCUAUUCCCUGCGGAGGAGAAGAUUGAGCUGUCCUUUAAGGUUGCUUCUUAAAUCCUUACCAAUGUCAUCUGUUAGGCUUAGUGUUUCCCUUUUUGUGGGCGACAUUUUUUUAGAAAGUUAGUUACCAGCACAGCUCGAAAAACUGACCUCUGCUGGACAGUGUUGUGUUUUCUCUCAGUAUUUGAAAAAGCAUUUUAUUGACAUGAUUUUAUUUUGUGACAAAACAUAUUCCCCCUUUUUAAAACGUAUGUGGAAGAAGAUAUUUAUUUUUCGAAUGGUCAUAGCAAUCACUGGCUUUGUAAUGCUGUAGAUCUUUGUCCUCAAGUGUCUUGCACAUACAUACAUGUAAUAUUAGACGGCACUAGUCUCUCCUGCCGUCGCUCUUCAGAGUAAAGUCAGGUAAACUAGGCAGACAACUGCAUGCCGCUGCUCCUGAAAUCAUCUUUGGGGAUGUCUGUUUCCACACACUCCCUCCGACGUGUAUGAUAUGCCAAAUGUUUACUUUGAAAGCUUUUUAUCACACACACUGUUAUAAUAUUGGUUCGGUCAGUGAGCAGACAUGCUCACAUACGGUUUGAGCUGUCAUGUGACAACAAACAAAACAAAAAAAAGCCAUAAAUCCAAGAGUUUAUGACACCCGCCACGUUUCUGUGCAUAUUUUGAGUGACUGCAGGUGGGAUUGUAUGUAUUGUUGAGAGAUUUAACUUUUUCAAGGGUGCCAUUCAUAAAAUGACAUUGUCACUGAGCAUCAUGUCAAAUGAAUCUAAUUAAUUAACUAAAGAUCAUAAAUCUGCAGACAGUUCAAAAUAAGUUGAAAAAGCUAUAGUUUUAUGUCCCAGUUGGAUAAAUGUCAAUGUUGGUUUAAUAUUUCCAGAUAAUAAAUGUUGUUGUCAUCCUCAGUUACAUGGUUGAAGAGUAUGUGCAGCAGAUGAUUUCACUGGUUUUACAUUAUUGAAUACCUCAGCUGUUAAACAGGACUCAUUACGCCCCUCUUGUGUUCAUUGAUUAACUAUUGGACUGAGAUCAAGCAGCUUUUCAACAACCACAAUAAAACUGCAGCAUGUGAAUUAAGGAUUUUACUGUGUUCAGUAGAGAAUCUAAUCACCGAUUACACACUCGAGUUGAUCAGAACUGCCUCUGCUGUCGUCUUUUAGUUUAAUAAUCUCAGUUUGGCUGCUUGUUCUAAUGGAUAUCAUGUUGAGUGGAUUAUGAGUGUGGGGCAAAGCAACUGUUGCACUGAAAAGGCACAAAGACGCUGCCCCUCGAAGCCUGUGGUUCCUGUGUACAUACUGGUUUUAAAUAUUUGCAAAGCUAGUUGGGUGUAAAUAGUUAUUUUAUUAUAUUUAUGUAUUUUAUAGUCAUACAUGGCUGGUUUAAACUGUACUGGUUUAAGAAUGACACAUUUGCCUCAUGCCUUAUUUGGACAUACUGUAGAUGAGAAAGGAGUGAUUUGAGUUGUCAUUUUGUCAAAACAUUUUUUUGGUUAAUACUUUGAAUGCCAACUGCAGCUACAGGUGCUUCUGUUUGGGGGCAAAGAUAUCUACGAUUUAUACACGUGAUCUGCAAUUGCUUGAAUAAAAAUAAAUGGACUGGUACAAUAAAUAAUAACAAAACCAA
Molecule: messenger RNA, 3809 nt
Organism: Morone saxatilis (striped sea-bass)
Lineage: Eukaryota; Metazoa; Chordata; Actinopteri; Moronidae
Gene: slc35e4
Product: solute carrier family 35 member E4
Exons: 2
Coding region: 82-1239 (385 amino acids)
Cellular component (GO): Golgi apparatus
Molecular function (GO): antiporter activity
Source: RefSeq, a predicted model, not a curated record